GAAAGCUAACUCCACAGCGUUCACCGGCCUGCGUGGCACUCAUUUAUGUUAUACUCCUAUAAAGACAUUUCUGAAAAAUAACUGGCGCCGCAAAUGGAUGCUAGACAAAAUGUAAUAGUUCUCACUACCAUAGUGAUAUGAGUCAACUCUAGCGCCUUCUCUUCUGGUAUAUGAAAUGCAAUUUUGCGAGUUGGGGGGAUCUAGCCAUUUCUGUACUCUAUUUAGAACUGCAUGCCAUCAAUAAAGAUGGACGCUAUAGUUCACUACACCAAGACAAUGUCGUCAUGUACAAGACGUUGCGUAACCAGGCUUCAGUCAUCUGUCGUCUGAACUGAUUGGCUGAGUAGUAAUUGUUUGACGUUAGUACUAACCAAUCAGAGAAAAAUAAACCAGGAAGCUUUAAAUGUCUGAUGGACUGUGAAAGAAGAGUGGAUGCUUUGGGUCCAUGAUAUCAGGAUGAAAACUGAAGCUCCAGAAUUUGGCAAUUAGAUUCAGUCUUAAAACUCAUUCUAAUCCCAUUCGGUCACCAAUCAACAACUCUUCUUCUGGGCGUCAAUAACCCUCAAAUUCUGUUUAAAUGAGAAUGUCCCUGGCGCAGAGAGUUCUGCUCACGUGGCUCUUUACACUACUCUUCUUAAUCAUGUUGGUGUUAAAGCUGGAUGAGAAGGCUCCCUGGAAUUGGUUUAUCAUUUUUAUUCCUGUAUGGAUAUUUGACACUAUACUUCUGGUAAUGUUAAUUGUAAAGAUGGCUGGCAGAUGUAAAUCUGGCUAUGAUCCGAGGAACGGGGCUCAACAUUUAAAGAAAAAGUCCUGGUAUCUGACUGCUAUGCUCCUAAAAUUGGCAUUUUGCCUUUCUCUAUGUGCUAAGCUGGAACAGGCCGCUAAUAUGUACUUAUGCUUUGUUUUUAUUCCAUUAUGGAUCCUUCUGCUUGGUGGAUUAAUUGAACUUGGAUACAACGUGUUUUACGUAAGAAGGGACUAAAUACUACAGCCAUGCACUAAGUAAUUCUACUUUGCUGUUGUCUGUUUUUGUCUCACUAAGAUUUUGGCAAACCAAGACAUGGGUAAUCUCCAUAAUUAUACAGCAUUACUUAAGACCAGUGUACUUUUGCUGAGGCAUGUAUGUUCUUAACUUUUUAUGUACAUUAUUUUAAAAAAUAAUUUUGUCCAUUGCUUUCCUUAAGAGACUUUGCAAGAAUUGUGUGGCUCUGAAUGCAUCAAAAGCUGGAAUUCAAGGAAUGUGUCUGCCAAUAGCUCAGGCAAAGAAACAAUGUAACUAUAAGUUGUAAAUAUUUAAUAAAUAAAACUCAAACUUUAGCUUUAUUUGAAUUUUAUAUAUAUAUAUAUAUAUAUAUAUAUAUAUAUAUAUA
Messenger RNA from Xenopus laevis (African clawed frog), 1370 nucleotides. It is a transcript of the gene tmem60.S, whose product is annotated as transmembrane protein 60 S homeolog. Lineage: Eukaryota; Metazoa; Chordata; Amphibia; Anura; Pipidae. The record is from RefSeq and is a predicted model, not a curated record. The transcript is spliced from 2 exons. The coding region runs from base 578 to 982 and encodes 134 amino acids.